CUUCGCUUUGGACGCCGAGGCUGUGGAAGCGCUUCUCUUGUGUGAGGAAUUCUCGUCGCUGUCAGCGUUGGAGAGCUUAGGGGCGCAGGUUUCCACCAGAACGCCCCUUUGGCGCCUGUGCUGGCAAUGACCUAAUCAUGUCGAAUAAAGAUGAUAUUGAGACUGCAGGGAUAACUGAAGCAACCCCCAUCCUUGAAGAUGAGAACUCUGAGCCAGCCAAGAAUUUUGAGUCAGUUGACAAAAGUGCCAAGUCAGAGAGUAAAUCAGAACCUGUAGCUUCUACUCGGAAGAGACCAGAGUCCAGACCUUCCAGUGACCUUGAGACUUCAGAAGUUCUUCCUGUUCAGGCAUCACAGGCUGCAGGCAAAGAGACUGUUUCCAAAGAUGUACCCCAGACCGCAUGGGGCUAUUGGGGCAGUUGGGGCAAGUCCUUGCUCUCCUCAGCCUCAGCUACAGUAGUCACAGUAGGACAAGGUAUUUCAAAUGUCAUUGAGAAGGCAGAGACUUCGCUUGGAAUCCCUAGUCCCAGUGGAAUUUCAACUGAAGUCCAGUAUGCAGCAGGGGAGACAGAUGCCAAAGAGAAUGAAAACUUCUCUGCAGUGAGUGGGCCACUUGGGGUAUUCUCAACCAUCUCUUCUGCUGUUCAGAGCACAGGAAAGAGUGUUAUCAGUGGGGGUUUGGAUGCCUUAGAAUUCAUUGGGAAAAAGACAAUGGAUGUAAUAGCAGAAGGGGAUCCUGGAUUUAAAAGAACCAAGGGUCUGAUGAACCGGACUUCUACACUGUCUCAGGUUUUACGAGAGGUGAAGGAGAAAGAAGAGCUAUGGACUGCCAAUGCAGUUACCAUGGAAACGGAAAAGAAAACUCAUUAUGGGCUACUCUUUGAUGAAUUUCAAGGCCUUUCACAUCUAGAAGCUCUGGAGAUGCUCUCACGAGAAAGUGAAGUAAAGGUGAAGUCUAUUCUUAAUUCUCUAAGUGGAGAAGAAUUAGAGACUCUAAAACUUGAAUUGGAGCAACUCAAAGAAGCAUUUUCCCUAGCAGAGUUCUGCGAGGAAGAGGAGGAAGAGAAGACAGUGAUCCUCACCAGUCUUUCUGCGGUGUUUUACAUGGGACUUGUUUUUCUAGGGGAUGAAGACUUUACCAAAGAGAUAACAGAGCUAUUUUCCCAGCUGCAUGUCUCCUCCAAACCAGAGAAACUUGCCAGGGCAAGACAUACAGCCUAUGAAUGGAUUAGGACAUCUCUGGCUAAACAAUUAGAAGAAAAGGAAGAAGGACAAAAACAAUUGGAAGCAGAAAAAAUGGAGCAAAUCAAUAACAAUUCAAUAGAGGAUAUCCAUGCAUUUGCAAUCCGGAGCCUAGCGGAAUUGACUGCCUGCUCAAUUGAACUGUUUCACAAAACAGCCGCUCUGGUUCUGCAUGGCAGGAAGCAGGAAGUAACAGCCAUAGAAAGGAGCAGAACCCUUUCCCAGAUGACAGUUGUGUUGUGUAAAGAGCUGUCUUCUCUGUCUAAAGAGUUCACCACCUGCCUAACAACUGCUGGGGUCAAGGAAAAGGCAGAUGUUCUUAAUCCAUUAAUCACUGCAGUGUUUCUAGAGGCAUCAAACAGUGCUUCCUACAUUCAGGAUGCCUUUCAGCUACUUUUACCCGUGCUGGAGAUCUCUCUUAUUGAGAACAAGACUGAAUUACCAGAGGCAUGAGCUACAGGUCCGGAGGCCUUUGUCAGAACAUUGAAGAACAGAGACUCCUGAUGGCCAAGAAAUGCCACUCUCUUCUGGGUGCCCCUGCAGAAGUGAGGGAGAAAGGUUAUUUUAGUAUAUAAAAAUCCAGGCAGGAGAGCAGGUUUAAAGGAAAUUUGUUGCCGUCACUGCUUGACUGAAGUAUUCGAGUCUUCACACUGCUCUUCCCAGUUGUUAUAAUUAAUACAUUAUUUGAAAAGAAACUUUUAUAGAAAGUUCGAAAUAAUAGCUCUAGGUAAAGGUUAAGGGGACACUCAGGCAAAAAUAUUUGUCUUUCUUUGAUAAGAUGCAAAACACUAAAAAUUUUGUCAUGGAUAUAAUUUUGCAGUCCAUGGAUGUAAUUGGUUGUUAAGCAAGAGGAAAAAUAAUUCAGUAUUCGGGAAUUUGUGGGCUUAAUCUAUUUAUGUCGUUUUCUUUCUCCUUUCUAUAAUAAAAUCUAUGGCUUUAAGAAAACGGAGUGUAUAUAAACUCUGUAAUGAUCACCCUUUAUUACAUGGAAUUGGUUAAAAAGUUUCAUCUGCUGUUUAAUUCUCAGUAAAUAUUUGGCAUUGAGGAGAAGCUUAUAAAAUAUACUUAUAGCCACAUGAAUGAACUAUAGCAAAGUGCCCUUUGGCUUCAAAUUACUCUCCUACCCCAAGAUGACAAGCUUCAAGUUGUAGUUGACCCCCACUGUACUGGAUUCAAGAGCAAUAAGUGCAAUUUAGAGAAAAAGUUUCAUGUUUGCAGAUAUUCUGAGUCUCCAGGGUGUUUUUCUUGCAUACCCUAUAUGCAGGAUAAAUUCUAUAAUAGCCAACUCCAAAGGAGUGCUGAAGCUCUUUCAGUGAUGGGGAUUUUGUUGUUUGAAUAUUGUUGAAGUGUACAGUAGAGUCCCAUAGAAACGACGUUGAUGUAUAUAAAAGGAUUGACAGUAUAUUUUUACUCAUUCUUUUUUGUUUCUUUUAAUGUAUUCUUUAGCAUGUUUAUAAAUAUAACUUUUUUCCUUCAUAUCUUAAGCCUUCUCUUGCUUUCUUCAACAAUUUGAAAGACUUACAGGUUAUCCUCUUCCUCAAAGCUAUUUUGGUAUUCACUCUUUUAAAAAAAAGUUCUCCACCUUUGUGGUUUUUAAUGAUUCAGGUAACUUGUGAGCUCUGCCCCUUAUCUUUUAAAACCUUUAAAUAAAGUGUAAUAAUCACUUCAGUUGAUCCUUUUAUUUACUUUUCCAAAUGUGAGUCCGAAUAUCUUCUCAGACCAAAGAAAUAGCAAAGCAAAGCUAUAACAUAGGUAGAUAUCAAGACUAUUUCUAUGUGAUCACCUUAUUUGGGGUAGGGGGCAUUUUGUUAGCAAGGAGGAAAAUAAGUAGAUUUGGACUAAAAAGGUAUACCAACAUCACUAAAAUGUUACUCUGCUUAUAUUCUGUUCUAACAUGAUGAGAAAAGUUUUUGAAUAUUUCUUUUUUGUAGACACAUUUUACCCUUCCCAAAGAAAGUAAUUCUAUAAUUUUAGAAAAGCGGUUGUGUUGUGAUAAAUAAAGCUAGUGUCCCUAGCCCUGAUUUGUGACUCAGGCUCAGUUGCUGUGUCUGAACCUGGAUCCCUGAGUGUGAUAUUUCAGGUUUAGAAACUGGUCACACUGCCUACUGCCUGUUUAGACUCUCAUAUAAGGGCAAUUUGUAGUUUUUACUCUUCAAUCUGUAAACAUCUAAGGUUUUUCUUUUAAGAAGAGGGGUAUAGAUGCGGGGGAUAGAACAGUGACUUUUUUUAUGCAUCUGUCCAGAUUGCAACCCUCAAUUUCACCUGUUUUAGAUUAGACCUUACAAAAGGCCAGUGUGACUCACUGCCUCUUCUUUCUGUCUCAUCCCUCUCAGCAGCUUCACCCACAUACCCAUCCACAUGUGUUUGUGGAUUCAGGAGACCACCAAUGAAAGGAUGAAAGGACCAAUUAGUUCUGAGUAACUGUUGCCUGCCUUUCACCUAGAGUAUAAUGAAAAAGAAUGAAAGUUCCUUGAUUCAGUAGAGUUAGGGAAAUAGCAUAAACAUUUAUUGAUAGGUGGAAUAGGGUAGAUUCAGGGGACGCUUUGGAACCUGUUGGAUUAUGGUGCUGGUUCUUGGCUGGUGCAUGCUUCAUUAUUCAUUUGGGGUGAGUUCACGGUGUAGUACACGAUGAUACCUACUCUUUUGGUGCUACUUCCUUUAAGUUUUCUGAUACAUAGGAUUUACUGCUGUGUCAUAGUAUGUGCUACCCUCCCUUCCCAAUUCACUUAACACCUUGAUAGGUUAAAUGUUCAGUUAUUACUGGAGUAAAUGUUUUUCUUCCUACUUUUGGGGUCUUUAAAGGCUGUGAUCAAGAGACGUCAUUAAUUUGAUCUAAAAGAAAUAGAAAUUUCCAUGAACUAAUUCUUGUCCUUUUUUCCCUUAUACAGUACCUUGGAAAUGUGUUAAGGGCAAGCUAUAUUUUCCUUACUUGCUUUUGAUAGUUUUUUUUUUUUAAUAAGAUAUAGAUGCCUAGAUUGACAGACCUCUGAAAUGUACAUUUGUAAUUCAUAUAGGUGGCAUUACCACAAAUCUGAAAUCAGGGCUGAUGCACAAAUGUAAAUUUUCCAGUCCUACAAUCAGGAAACAAGAUCCUGUGGGUUCCUUCGCUUGAAUGAGGACCAUCUCUUUUGUACUUGUUUUUAUCUAAAGACCUAUUUGAGGGAGAGGUGUUUUAUAAGUAAUUGCUAUUGAUGUCAUCAGUUGAGAAAUAGACAUUUUUCUAUAUUUUUAGACGUGUUCUGAGUUUUAAAGGUGAGCAUACUCUUCAGGUUGCAAAAACCCUGAAUAAAAUUGUGCCCACAGUGCACUCUCAAUAAGCAUGAUAUUUCCUCAUAAAUGUCAAAGGUUGAAAUCGCUUGUCAUGUCUUAACACUACAAUGUGAAGCUCAUUUUCAUAAAUGACUUAGAAUGAAGCAUUUGAGAAAUAAGUUCUAAAAAUAGCAAACCUCUUAAUUAAUGUGUCAUCUAGGCCUCUGGCAAAUACAUGAGGAGAAUUUUGAAAACUCGCCCGUUAGUGUGACUUUUCAGUCUCAACCUGCUGUUCCUCACGCACCAACCAGUCCACUCGUUCCUCCCGGUUUUACUUGCAGCCCUUGUUAUCACAUCCUUUCUUGUCAUUACAUCAUCUAGCCAAAUCCCAAAGUCCCUUCAUGUCUAACUAUCACUUCCCCAAUCAAUUCUUCAGGGAAAUUUUUUUAUAAAUCAGGCUACUGUCUGAACUAACAUGUCCUUUAAACUAAAGGUAAAGGAAGGCUGCAGUGACUGAUCACUUCACCCUCACACAUGAGUGUUGAAUUUUCUAGACAUUUAAGUUUCUGACUGGCCUACUCUUGUAAGGGGGCAGAUACAGAGACUACAAGUAGAACUGAAUCAUCAUCUAUAUCUUCUUGUCAUCCCCACAUUUAUUUCUUUAUGUACACACAGGCCAUUGCUAUGCUCUUAAGCUAGUUCUAAGGAGGAAGUCAUUUUCCCCAACUCAGCUGUGCGUGCACCAGUAUGCUUAAUUUUUUAAAACAUGUUUUUAAAGUUGGAAUGGGAGUAGUUUGUCACAGAGUUUCUACCAGCCAGUCUCAGCUGGGUAACUGGUGCACUGACUUGGCAAUUUCAGCCAAACGUGUUUAAGCCUGAAGUGUCUACAUAAUAAUUGUAGCUGUUUAUGUCAGAACUGAAGGCCUGCUCUUAAGUGUUUACUACAAUCUGAUCUUCCUUUACCUCUUCCAGGCAUAUCGUUGAGUGUAAUGAGAACUGCGUGGUUAACAUGUAUGUUGAAGCAAAAGUUUCAAAGUAAGAAUUGAAUAUUCGUAGGCAUUUAGCGCAUUCAGUAAGUCAGCAGAUGCUUAAGUACCUUUUUUCUGUAUUUGUCUCACUCACCACUGAGCUCCCAGCUUUCAGCAUUGGGUCUGGCACAUGGCAGGAGAUACUUGUUGUCUGACUGAAAGAAAGAAGGAAGCAAAAGGAGGGGAGUGGGAGGGGAAAAUGAAAGGAAAAAGGAAAAGGAUGCUUAGUGAUGUGCUGCUAGUAGAGAGUAUGGAGCUGGAAGAGACUCUGAGCAUGUAAGGUGAAAACCCCUCAUUUCACAGCUGGGGACAUUGAGGCCUCAUAGGAGAAAGAAGUGGCCCACAAAGUCACAUGGCUGAUAGGAGGCUCAGUGGAGACCUGAACCUGGGUUUUUGAAUCCCAGUCUAGUCUCUCCAUUACACCAGAGCCUCCCUGGGGUUCUACACACACUUACUGAGAGGCCAUCCCAGACCCUGGAGAACAUACUGCAGAAUGUGUGGCCUCUGUCCUGUAGGAGCUCACGUAAGUGUCCCUGUGUGAACGAUCUCUGCAUGGUAGCUGCAAAGCCCUCCUGAGAAAGGAAGUUAGAAAAGCUGCUCUGUUGUAAUGGAUUGUGGCUGAGUCGGAUGGACUUGUCCCAAGUCUAAUUGUGAUUGUUGGGCAGGUCAUAUUGCAAAUGUUUGCAGAUGCAUUCUCAAAACCGUCAAAUUGCUACUUCUGUUUUAGUUGUUUGCAUCUUAAGAGGACAAUUUCUGCUGUAUAUAGAACGAUAGAAUGAUCUGUUGUUCAUCAGCCACCAGUAGUUACAAGAGGACACUAACACACAUGGAGCCCAUUGACUACCAGGCACCACGGAAUACACUUCAUUGUAAAUCGAGUAACUGCUCUGCCAGGCAGGGCACUGCCACCCCCAGUUCAUGGGCCUGCAGGAUGGUGUGGAAGUGAGAAGCAAAGACUCAAAAUUGAAUCUCAGUUCCCUCAUUUUCCAGCCCUGUGAUCACGAGCAAAUGACUUAAUCCCUUAAAUUGCAGUUUUGUCAUCUGUAAAAUCGGUCUCAUAAUAGCACUUGUAUUAUAAAGUUACUUGUUUUGUCAAGUUGAUAGGAUUAAAUAAAAUAAUCUGUGCAAAGUACUUCGAGUAGUGCCUGCCACAUAGCAAAGGGAACUAAUGCUUAGUAAAUACUGUGUGCCAGGCUCUGGUCUGAACAUUUUGUGUGUAUUAAUUUAAUCCUCACAAGAUAGAAACUAUUAGUGUGCCUAUUUGAUGGAAAAACUGAGGCACAGGGAGGUCACAAAUAACUUGCCUAAGGUCCCAUACCCUACAAGUGGUAGAGUCAGGAUUCAAACCCAGGCAGCUUGGCACCAGAGUUCCUAUUUUUAGCCAUUACAUUACACUACCACCACAAGCUGUUGAUAAAGAAACCUUAAUAACUAUCAGCUACUUUAUUAUGAUUAUGAAACAGAUUCAGAGUUAAGUGGCUCACGUGUGACUUCACCACUGUAAAUGGCAAAACCCCUGCAGUGUGAGCCCACUUUGGCUCCCAAACUCAUGUGUCUUCCGUUUUCUUUCUUUUAGGAGAAAGGCUUGAAGGCUCCUGUCUAGUGAUGAGUAUCUGUAGGGGAGCAUCUGGGCAGAUUAUCCAAAGCCACUAGGAGUUGGCAUAGAAAGGAUGGUAUGGUGACAAGUCAUGUUUGCAGCAGCAGGAACAAAAAUCUCAGUGAAGUAUGAGCAUCUGAAUCAAUUAGUGAUCAAAUUGGAAAGAGGAGUACAUGAAUGUUCACAGCAGCUUUAUUUGUAACAGCCCCAAACUGGAAACUCUGCAGAUGUCCUUCAGUGGGUGAAUGAUUAAACAAACUGUGGUGCAUCCACACCAUGGGUUACUACUCAGCAAUCAAAAGGAACAAACUGGGGGCUUCCUAGGUGGCGCAGUGGUUAAGAAUCCGCCUGCCAAUGCAGAGGUCACGGGUUCAAUCCCAGCUCCAGGAAGAUACCACAUGCCGCGGAGCAACUAAGCCCGUGUGCCCAAAAAAAAAAAAACAAAAGGAACAAA
Messenger RNA from Hippopotamus amphibius kiboko, 7569 nucleotides. It is a transcript of the gene FAM114A2, whose product is annotated as family with sequence similarity 114 member A2. Bases 138 to 1694 code for a protein of 518 amino acids. The transcript is spliced from 14 exons. Lineage: Eukaryota; Metazoa; Chordata; Mammalia; Artiodactyla; Hippopotamidae. The record is from RefSeq and is a predicted model, not a curated record.